Centropristis striata (black sea bass) is the source of this 643-nucleotide messenger RNA. RefSeq names its product sperm acrosome membrane-associated protein 4-like. Bases 42 to 428 code for a protein of 128 amino acids. NCBI's taxonomy places the organism in Eukaryota, Metazoa, Chordata, Actinopteri, Perciformes, Serranidae. The record is from RefSeq and is a predicted model, not a curated record. The transcript has 3 exons.
UUAGAAAAAGGAAACUGUCGACCUCUUUACCUUCAAGAAGGAUGAAUAACGCGUGGAAAGCAGUGGUUGUCCUGACCACCUUCAUUGCAGCAGCACAAUGCCUGACCUGUAAGCAGUGCCCAGUUGGUAUAUUUGGGACAUGUCUAUUUGGAAAAGAAGUCCAAUGUGCUAACUCGACUGAGAGCUGCUACACUGGAGAAGCACAGUUCAAUGUAACAGGGUCGCUCACCCUGCACAUCCGCGGCUGCCUGGACUCAGACCUGUGUGGGAAGACACUGACCGGCAGCCUCUUCGGUGCUGGCUACACCAGCAGCUUCGUUUGUUGCACAACAAACUUGUGUAACGGAGCCACUUCGGUCCAGCUCUCCCUGACUGUGGCUCUCUGUGCUGCCAUCCUGUCCUCUCUGUGGGGCCUGUGGGAGUUGUAGUUUUUAUAUAAACUGCCUCUACUUUCAAAACAGUUUGCACUAAUUCUGAAAUGAUCAUUGUAAAUCAGAGUACUUAACUUUUUACUAUGAUUUGUUGGUUUGUCAUGUAAUGAAGAGAUCAUAUUAAAAUCAAUGUAGCAUCACUAAAAGGAAUCAUUAUGAUCAGUUUUUCUGCUUUGUGUCAUCAUCAUAAAAUGCACUGUUGCUCUUUUUUU